Molecule: messenger RNA, 1399 nt
Organism: Xenopus laevis (African clawed frog)
Lineage: Eukaryota; Metazoa; Chordata; Amphibia; Anura; Pipidae
Gene: tprg1.L
Product: tumor protein p63 regulated 1 L homeolog
Cellular component (GO): cytoplasm
Source: RefSeq, marked provisional
CAAAGAAGAAAGCCAAACAAACAGAAAGUAACCCUUCCACUUUAAGUGCAGGAUGUAUAUUAUGUGAGCAGUCACUUCCUACUUGAUGUUUCUAAUAACGAUCACAAGCUUGUGGGUGUGUGGAACUGGAAGUAGCAGCCCGGGAAUCAGCUGAGCCUGAUCUAGACACAGACUGCAGGCCGACCUUGGGCACAGACACCAGGCUGGGAUAUAUAAUAUGGCGUCUGGUCAAGCAGAAGAGUUCCGACCCGUGGAACUGGGAGGGCAGGAGCUCCCUAAAUCAGAUGACUCGAAGAACACUGCAAGCCAGAAGGAGCAAGCGCCGGCACCUCCUAAUAAUACUGAGCCACAUCAAUUGAAUGACUACCUUAUGAGAAAGUAUUUUGUGGCCAGGCCAGGAGCAUUUGAGCAGGCCAACGAAGACUUGACAAAUCAGAUUUUUACAAAGGAAAAUGAAACUGUGAACAGUGCCUGGCUUUUGGCAGAAGUUGAUCACUGGAACAAUGAGAAGGAGCGGCUUGUUCUCAUCACUGAUAAAAGUCUUUUCAUUUGUAAAUACGACUUUAUCAUGCUGUGCUGCCAGCAGAUUCAGAAGGUUCCUCUCAAUUACAUUGACAAAAUAUGCCUUGGACCGUUCACAUUCCCUCAGAGAUCUCUCGACAAGAGAGAAGGCGAGGGUCUUCGAGUUCAUUGGGAUAAACUGCGUGAAGCCUCUUUUGCCAAUCGCUGGAAUCCAUUUUCAGAGGCUUUACCUUACACUACUUUUAUUGAUCACCCCUUGAAAAACUGCUCAGAAAAGUUUUCUGUUAUCUGCCAGAUUUCUGGUUUUAGUGAUAGCCUGGUAAAAGCUGCACAAGAAGCUCAUAAGGAGAAUCCAGUGCCAGGCAGAGCCAAUGGAGCCAUAUUCCUCAAACAGCCAAUUGUGGUAGAAACUUAUGUGGGAUUAAUGUCGUUUAUUGGGAAUCGCAACAAACUUGGCUAUUCACUUGCCAGAGGAAGUGUUGGUUUUUGAAAUGGAUUAAUUUGUUGAAUUUGGCGAAUGUUUAUCUUUGCUACAAUUCUACAUGAUCAUAUAUGCUACUUCAUGUCAUUGUUUUGGCUUCAAUGGCUUGGUAGGUGUAGGUACAGUAUAGUUUGUUAGCAUUUCAAUAACAGAAUAAUACAUAUAUGGUUAUAUAUUACAAUCCAAGAUCCAAAUCUUCAUUUUACCUAGGCCAGUUAUGUACAUUUAUACAAACAGCUAUGUACAAUGCAAGGCAUACAUCUUGUGCAAAAAUUCUAUAUGCAAAUGCACUUGGUUAAUACACUGUUUUAAAUGUUAUCCUAUGGUAAAUUAGGCUUUCUAUAAAAUGUACCAUACAUUUUUGUACUAUUAAAAUUGGUUAUUAUUUAACAGUAA